CGUUUGCACAAUACGUAAACACAGAACUAUAACAAUGAACAUCUACAUACUAGUAGUCAUUAUUGGAGUAUGCAGUGCGACCAUUGUGCAACAUUCACAAAGACAACAAGAAUUGGUUGACGAAGAAUGCAGUAGCUGUGCAACCGUACCAGACUUGAAGAAAGAAUUGGAAAAAUUGAGACUGAUGAUCAUACAGGUCGAUAAAUUAUGCAAAACCCAAGUUAAUCCCUGCAGUAAGAAUCCAUGUUUGAAUGGCGGGAAAUGCACUGUUUCUAGUUCAAGUUACCAGUGCAAAUGCUUGAAUGGAUAUUCGGGUAAAGAUUGUCAAGUUAAUCCCUGCAGUAAGAAUCCAUGUUUGAAUGGCGGGACGUGCACUGUUUCUAGUUCAAGUUACCAUUGCAAAUGCUUGAAUGGAUAUUCGGGUAAAGAUUGUCAAGUUGAAACCUGCAGUACGAAUCCAUGUUUGAAUGGCGGGACGUGCACUGAUUCUAGUUCCGGUUACCAGUGCAAAUGCUUGAAUGGGUUUUCGGGUAAAGAUUGUCAAGUUUGUGCAAUUUCUGCAAAUGAUUGGACACUUUAUGAUGGAAAGUAUUACAUGUUCGUUGAAAACGCGAUAAACUGGAACAAUGCUCAGGUAAAUACUUUUAGACAAAUUAAUCCCUGCAGUAAGAAUCCAUGUUUGAAUGGCGGGACGUGCACUGUUUCUAGUUCAAGUUACCAUUGCAAAUGCUUGAAUGGAUAUUCGGGUAAAGAUUGUCAAGUUGAAACCUGCAGUACGAAUCCAUGUUUGAAUGGCGGGACGUGCACUGAUUCUAGUUCCGGUUACCAGUGCAAAUGCUUGAAUGGGUUUUCGGGUAAAGAUUGUCAAGUUUGUGCAAUUUCUGCAAAUGAUUGGACACUUUAUGAUGGAAAGUAUUACAUGUUCGUUGAAAACGCGAUAAACUGGAACAAUGCUCAGCAAGACUGUUUGUCACGUGGUGGAAGAUUGGCUGAAGUUUAUUCUCAGAAUGUUGGAGCCUGGUUAAGACGUCAAGCCAGCCGAAGAGGUGGAUCAGGUUGGUGGGUAGGGGCAUCAGAUCUGGCCCAAGAAGGAGUGUGGACCUGGACAUCAGGAAACCAGGUCGAGUAUACUGACUGGGCAUAUAGGGAACCAAACAAUGGUGGAUGGAAAACUAACCAAGACUGUCUCCAGCUAUGGAAAGAGAAAUCAUAUCGCUGGGAUGAUCUUCGGUGCUCAGAUUUUCGGAAUUACAUUUGUCAGAGGAAGACUUGUAAUAGUGAUGAUUAGCGGAUAUCUUCACAGUAAUACUUGGUCUAAUGAAGAACGGAAACUGAUUUGAAAUUUGAUAAACAGACUGAUACAAAUAAUUGAUAUGAUUAGCUUCUUUUAUUGCAUUAAACUCUAUAUACAACUUA
Mytilus californianus (California mussel) is the source of this 1416-nucleotide messenger RNA. RefSeq names its product protein crumbs homolog 1-like. The record is from RefSeq and is a predicted model, not a curated record. The transcript has 12 exons. NCBI's taxonomy places the organism in Eukaryota, Metazoa, Mollusca, Bivalvia, Mytilida, Mytilidae. Gene Ontology annotation, molecular function: calcium ion binding. Gene Ontology annotation, cellular component: plasma membrane; protein-containing complex. Gene Ontology annotation, biological process: heterophilic cell-cell adhesion; establishment or maintenance of epithelial cell apical/basal polarity. The coding region runs from base 35 to 1288 and encodes 417 amino acids.